Molecule: messenger RNA, 6613 nt
Organism: Zonotrichia albicollis (white-throated sparrow)
Lineage: Eukaryota; Metazoa; Chordata; Aves; Passeriformes; Passerellidae
Source: RefSeq, a predicted model, not a curated record
GAGAAGGGCUUCUCCUGGGAGAAGGGCUCCCAGCAGGGAAGAAGAGCAGCAUGCAGGGAACAGCAGUGCAAGAAGAACGUUCAACUGAGCCCUGAAAAGCUACGCUGAAUCAUUCCAGCACUUCAGCACAACAUAUGCCAGCAGAGAGCUCACCAGAAUGGCACUGUGCCAAGAAUACAAGAUAAGUUUCUUUAGAUUCUUAUUUACAUGUAUAUAAAUAGCUUAAGGGCAGUAAGUUAUACACAGAAUCAGAGCAACCACCUUUGCCUCCCCCCAUGUACGAUGGCAGAGAGCAGAGUUCACCCUGCCUUGCUCACUGUAGCUCCUGAAUGUGGUGCUGGCAAAGCUGCUUCUGUCACAUUUGCUGAUGCAGUGGCUGAGGGUGUGACUCCCCUUUGCACAGACCUUGUUCUGAACCAAGGAAGAAAAGAUCAUGUUUGCAUCAUUCUAUUCUUUCAUACCCACUACAGGCAGAUGGGGGACAGGCUCCUCCUGUCUCACCCACAGCUCAGUGCACACAGGCUGCAAAAAGCUGGGCUUGCACAACCUGUCCUGGGAGCUUCACUGCAGCACUGCAACAUCACAGUUAUUGCUUGGCCCACAUUUGAGAGCUACAAACACUGUGCUGACUUCACAGCAACCUCUGCCGAGAAGAGAAUAACUCCAGAGUCCAAGCAAAAGGCAAGAGCACCUUUGUGCUUCCAGUAAAAUUAAACUCAGGACUGGCUAUCUUCCUCUUUCAGCAGGAAAAAAAUAAUAUGAAAAGGCUUAAGUAGCACAGAUUAAAACCAGAGAAGGACAUUGUGGAGAAAUUUAGCUGAUUCCAUAGAGGAAAAUUCCAGAUUAACAGGAAUAUCCAAGAUUUAUAACUGACACAAACAGUGAGCAUCAUGUGUGUUUUUGAGUGCCAAGUGAGGGAGGUCCACUGAUCUUGGCCAAGAAUUUGGCAGGAUUAGCCAAACUCAUGUCAAGAAGCUCCAAGUCCUACAGCUAAUUUUGUCCAAAGGACAGUCCAGGAGAAGAAAAAAGACACUAGAAAUGAGUUUGCAUAGUGAAUGUCUAAUUUAGUAUGAACCAUAUCCAUAUGCUGAAGUUAUUUCUGUGCUGCUGUUUGCUUCUAGCUUCCAAUAUCUACAUCUAACUAAUAAAAACCACUUAGCAUUUACAGAAUAUUUUUCCUGUAGAGACACAAGCCAUCAUUUGUACAGAAAUACCAGCUUUUCAUACCACUGUCACACACUGCAACACAGACAAAGUGCCCAGAGGCAAGGACAGGACCGAAGCAAUUUGUUUCAAGUCACAAGAAGAAUCAGUAGGAUCUGACAAAAUGAACCUGGCUAAUUUUUUAGGCCUUUUGUUUACUGCUGUGCAUUGUGGGGACAUUGUCUGUUUUAAAAUGGCUCUAAGCAGAACAGUUUAAUCAUUACAGUCAUAAAAAUAGGAGAUGCACUUAGUCUCCAGUGGCAGUUCAUUUCUUACUGCAGAACUGAGGGCAUGAUGCUCCUGCCUGAAGAAACAAGGACAGAAUCCAGGAGAGUAAGGACUAUUUUUCUCUUCUCCCUUGUGAGUAGAAAUCUUCUUUUGAGGCAUUCAGUUUAGAACUAGAUGUCAGUCCCAGACUAGAAGUUAACAAGAGCUUGUGUUUAAAUCAAAAAGAGGAACUUCAUAUUUUCAGUUCCAUUCUUAUGUUCUGGCUAGAGCUAACUGCUCUCUGUGUCUGUAGGAUGCCACUGAGGAGCAAAGGACCGAGCAGACACAGUGUAUUUGGCUUGCAGCUUUAGAGAAAACCAUCUUCAGAAAACAGAUAAGACUUCAAAGAAAAAAUCCAUUCCUAUUCUCUCUAAUCUCCAAAAUAAUGAUUCUGAUCUUGGAAGCUGGCAGGAAGCAUUAUGGGGAAAAUAGGGGAGGAAGAAGGCAGCUCUCAGGAGUGUUAGGAGAAGAAAGACAAAUCCUUAUGUUAUCCUGGGUUUUCAGCUGCAGAUCAGAACUCAGCCAGCAGUCAGAGGUUUCUAAAAGAGUAAGAUGUACACUUGCACCUGUGUGUUUGUGUACCUGCACACACACACUAUGGAGAGGAGAUAGCUCUCCUCUUGGUAGGUUACAAGGAAGGCUGGAACCCCAGGCUGUCUAGUUCUGUAGAAAAAGGAAAUUCUCAACAUCCACCUCUCCUAGCAACUUUUAGUACUGCUUGUCUUUCUUCCAGCAUGUUAAAGGUUUCCAGGCAAACAUGGAACUCCAGAGCUGGUCACAUUCCUCCCCAUAGCUGCAACCCCCUUCUAAAUAUACCACUAAUUACCUUUGAAACUUUAGUGGCUUUGGGCACAAAUCUUCCGUGAAGAUACAGCCCAACAAGCUGGUAAGGCCAGUUUGAGCAAACAAGGAACAAAUGUGUGUUUGUGUUCAAAACAUGCAGGUACUGCCCAAGCAGUGUGGGCUACCAGAGAAACAGGAGCCAGCAGCCCUUUCAGCCCCUGCCCAGCAGCCCCUUCCCUUCCCAAGGUCCUUUCCCUGCCUCAAAGCCCUUGGCCAGGGAGGAAGAUGAAGGGCAAGGGCAGGUCCAGCUCUCCUGAGCAUUUCCUGCCUGCUUGCACCAAUUUCAGCCCUGAGGGAACCUGCCAUACCUGCAGGACCAGACCAGGCUCUGUCAAGCUCCCAAAGGGCCUCUCCUGCCAGGGCCUCAGCUUCUGCUCCCCAGGUCAACACACGUCCUACCAACAGGCUUCAGGGUGAACUCCAGCCUCUGAUCAACCUUGGAAGAUGCAGGCAGUACAGUCUAAAAAAAAUGGGUAAAGGAAAGCAAAGCAGCAGCAUUCCUCUGAAACAAGCCUGGUAAUUUUUUAGCUAAGAACCUAGAUUUAGCAGUUCAGUUUAAUCCCUUUGUCCUUAAAUGACAGAUCUGCUCCUAUACAGAAGUAAUUCCAGGCCAACUAAUGGUAGGAAACAUUUGCUGUCCCACCUCCCAUAGCCCCAGCAGAGCCAGGACAGUCAGAGAUGCCCCAUGAGCCCAGACGCCUCUGUGCUGUGCACGGGACAGGGACAGUCCAAAUUGUAAAACUGGUUAUCUGUCUUUCCAUAAAUCAGAGACCAGAGCUUUUAUGGUAUUUAUUAACAGAAAGAAUGCAAUCAUUGCUUUCUUGUCACAACAGGUCUUAUUAAUCAUUAGCUACACUAAGUCUUAUAGGUUUAUCUUAAAAAUAGAACUCAGUUUGCUGACAAAACCCAUAAAGAACACUUUCCCUACAAUCUUCAUGGACAAGUUCUGCAAGAAAGAACAACUAUGACAAGCUGUUGUUAUUAUUAUUAUUAUUAUUUAAAUUCUGAUAACAUUUUCAAGUUUAGAAAUAACUUCUUGGAAAAAGUUACAGAAAUAUCUGACUACCACCAGCUCAAAAGGGUGGUUUCUCACUUCUCUGCAAGACAAAGUCAUCCUAGGAAGAACUGCACCUGAAUCCACAGGAAAUUCUCUACAGCCAGAGCCUUGACAGGUAAUUCAUCAUUAUUUGGGAGUGUGCUGGCUACUCACUUGCUCAGUGCAUUUGGAGGUGAUGCAAGAUUUAUGGAGAUGUUGCUGAUCAGUCCAGGGCGUAAUUUUUUAUAUUUUUAUCACAUUUCAAAUAAGGGCUUGAGUUAAAGAUACUAGAGACUAAAUUGUAGUUACAACUAUUUGUAGGAGAAAGAUGACAGAGACAAUUUUUAAAAAUCAAGUUACAAGGUUAGGGCUGCUUUUUCUAACAUUCCUCUGAGCUCACAGAAAUAUUGUCUUUAUAACAUAUGAUUUAUACUAAGUUUUAAUGGAUAUCAUCUCACAGUGCAAGCAGAAGCACUUUUUCAAAAGUGCCUGCUAUAGAGUGAAAUUCAGCAAUUUAAGAUACACAGCUUGUAGCAGCAUGAUUAGACAUCAGCUAGUGCUUUAACUUGCUUAUGAUUGAAAACACUGUUUCACUUAUUUCAGGAUCAGUGAAAUUGACUUUUUAGCACAAAAGUAGUAAAAUAAACUUAACAAACCAAAUCUUUCUCGACUUCUUUUUGCUGCCAGCUACACUGAAGAAACAAGCCUUUUUUUCCUUUUGGUCAUCACUUUCAAAAGUGAAGUCAAUAGUUCUCUAUUCUAAGCCUGAGCAGGUACCAUGAGCAGAUAGUUUCUGGGUCUUUCUUUACCCUCUCCAAUGACUGGAGUGCAAGAAACAUGGUAGAUUAUGGAUUGCUGGAAGGGAGCCGUAAGCCACAGCUGGAUUUAUCCCACGGUGAUCAUCUGUGCAAAUGGAUUUUUCACCACAAUGAGGCCAUCAGAAUCUUUUCUCACCCCCUAUCUAACAGGACCAGACAAAAACCUAACAGCUGAAGAGGUUACCAACCAGAUUUUUCCAGUCUGGACAUACUCCUACCUGGCUCUCCUUUUCCCAGUGUUCCUGCUCACAGACUACGUGCGCUACAAGCCCGUCCUCCUCCUGCAGGGCCUCAGCCUCAUCGUCACAUGGCUGCUGCUGCUCUUUGCACACGGAGUGGUGGCCAUGCAGCUGGUGGAAUUCUUCUAUGGCAUGGUCACAGCCACCGAGGUGGCCUAUUACGCCUACAUCUACAGCGUGGUCAGCAGCCAACACUACCAGAGGGUCACCAGCUACUGCAGGAGCGUCACUCUGGUGGCAGCCACCGUGGCCGCCGUGCUGGGACAGCUGCUGGUGUCCUUAGCAGGCGUCUCCUACUUCCACCUCAACGCCAUCAGCUUGGCUUCCGUGUCCCUGGCGUUCGUGUGCGCGCUCUUCCUGCCCAUGCCCCGGAGGAGCAUGUUCUUCCACAGGAAAGAGGCCCCUGAGCCCGUGCCUGGCAAAGGGCUGGCCGCGGGCACUGCCCCCGGGCCCCAGAGCUGCCCAGAGGAAAGGAGCCCUGACGCUGCUGCCGGGGCCCCGAGCCCCCAGCCCCAGGCCGGCAGUGCCGGGCCCCACGGGCACCUGCUGGGCGUGCUGCUGCAGCUGGGCAGGGACCUGAGGCACUGCUACGGCUCCCGCAAGCUCCUCUGCUGGUCCCUGUGGUGGGCUCUGGCCACGGCCGGCUUCAACCAGGUGGUGAAUUAUGUCCAGGUGCUGUGGGACUUGCGAGCCCCCUCGCACAGCUCCGCAGUCUACAACGGAGCUGUGGAAGCCAUAGCAACGUUUUUGGGUUCAGCAACAUCCAUGGCAGUUGGAUAUGUCAAAGUAAACUGGGAUCUCUCUGGAGAACUGGCUUUGGGAAUUUUCUCUGCACUGGAUAGUGGUUCUCUGCUUCUUAUGCACUUCACUGACAACAUCUGGGCAUGUUAUGCUGGUUACCUUGCAUUUAAAGCUUGCUAUAUGCUCCUUAUAACAAUAGCAACGUUUCAGAUUGCUAUCAACCUCAGCAUGGAGCGUUAUGCUUUGAUGUUUGGCUUCAACAACUUUGUUGCACUGGUGAUUCAGACAAUUUUAACUGUUGUUGUAGUAGAUUCAGGAGGUCUGGGACUGGAUAUCAGCACUCAGUUUCUCAUUUAUGGCAGCUACUUCGCAGUCAUAACUGGAAUUUUCCUGAUCAGAAGCGUGUACACCAUAAUUUCCAUCAAAUGCAGAAAUACAAGUGUGGCUGCUGAAAGCACUGCCCCUUAACAACCAAGACAAAAACAAUGGUUACAAGCAACAAUGCAGAAGGCUCCGUCAUCUGGACAAGAAAUCAAGAGAAAUAUAACAUUCAAUCAAGGAAAACUGGUCCAGGUUGAAGCAAGCUGUUCAUGAGCCUACUGCAGAGAGAGCUUUGUCAACAAGAUGAUGCAUUUGCUCCAUUUUCUUCACCAAAAGUUUAAUACAAACAUUCCUCAAACAGUCUUCUAAUUCAAGUUUAGUGAUCUGGCAUACAAAUUUCUAUUAAGGCUCAGUGAGCACAAGGACAUACAAAUGCCUGAACCUCACACCAGAGGAACUCACAGAACAACCCUGGGACUUUGCCUUCUACUGAGUAUUUCAAUUUAAGGCAACUUAUUCACUGACAGAAGACCAUCAGACAUGCCCAGGCAAUCUAAAGCAGUUGAACCAUACAAUGACUUUUCAGAUAAUUUGUCACAGAAGCCUUUGGAAAACUUCAAGGCUUUCUCAACUGGACAUCACAUCUGCCUUACAGAGCUCAGGAUGGUCCUGCAAGUAUAGCAUCUUCUUACACUUGUAACAGCUGAUGUUUAGGACUGAAGUCUAAUUAAGAGGGCUCCAUAUUAAUUUCUGUAUAAGGGGCCUAGAGUUAUCAAGUGAAGUGCUUUGAUGCUAAAGCACAAACAUACAGCUUUUAGGCAACUAUGCUAUUUGCAUGAACAAUUAAGGGAAUAACUGCAGAGAUCUCCAUGAUAAAAAAAACAUUUAAAAUCAGAGGUGAAAAAUUCAUUUUGUAAAUAAAGCUAAUUUAAAACCUAAUCAACGAAACACUAAUGGUGUCAGUUAAUGCUCAAUAUACAGAAAACUCAAAACAAUACAAGAUCUUCAGCUUAUCUGGAAUUGGACAAAUCUAAAAUCCAUGAACACAGACUAAAGAGGUGUGCUUGUGCAUAGUUAAAGUUGCAAACCUUUUACCUGUCAUAAGUCAGUUAUGAAAAAUAAAGACUUCUACAGCAUAUUCUAAA